This is a messenger RNA of Vicia villosa (hairy vetch), 1020 nucleotides long. RefSeq lists its product as uncharacterized. The transcript is spliced from 3 exons. The coding region runs from base 1 to 1020 and encodes 339 amino acids. The record is from RefSeq and is a predicted model, not a curated record. Lineage: Eukaryota; Viridiplantae; Streptophyta; Magnoliopsida; Fabales; Fabaceae.
AUGGAGCUGGUGGAUAUCCCUUGCGUUGGGGGAGAUUCACUUGGUACAAGGGGAACGCCUUUCGUAAUAGAAGAGUGGGCUAAGAUCAAGGUGGAAGGAAGAGGCGAAUUCAUUUUAAAUGAGAAGUUAAAAAGGUUGAAAGGUUGUAUUAAGGAGUGGAAUCGAGAUACUUUCGCUUGGAUUGAUCUAAAGGUGUACGAACACGGGAAUAGGCUACACAAGUUGGAUAGUUUAUUGGUGGACAAUCAUGGUGGUGAUGGGGAGAGUUUUGUGAAGGAUAGAAAGAUAGAUACGGGAGAUAUUUGGGACAAAUUAAAUUUGAAAAAAGAUAUUCCUAGGUUGAAGUCUAGGCAAUUGUGGCUGAAGGAGGGUGAUAGAAAUUCUCGUUUUUUUCACAAUUCGUUGAAGGAGAGAUAUAGGAGGAACACUAUUUCUUCGGUGGAGGUGGAGGAUGGUAGAGUGGAGGGAGUUGAAGAUAUUAAGGAGGCAAUCGAGUCUCACUUUGAAGAGUUCUUUAGAGAAAGAAACUGUAACAGAUAUGUCCCUGCAGGUAACAAGAGUGUCGGCCCCGAUGGCUUUUCUCUCAAGUUUUAUAAGCAAAAUUGGGAUCUUAUUAAGAAUGAUGUGUUGAGAUUUUUGUCGGACUUCCACAAGUUCCCUAAGCUUACAAAAGCUUGUACUUCUUCUUUCUUAACGUUGAUUCCGAAGAUCAAUAAUCCCCAAAGUUUAACCGACUAUAGACUCAUUUGUCUUAUGGGAAGCAUGUAUAAGAUCUUUUCUAAACUUCUAGCAUCUAGAUUAAAAUGUGUCUUAGGGAAGAUUUUCUCUAAUAAUCAAACCACUUUUGUUCUACGUAGAAAUAUUGCGGAUGGAAUCUUAAUGAUCAACGAGAUUUUGGACUUGGCUAAGAGAGAGAAGAGGAGUUCUGUGGUGCUGAAAGUAGACUUCGAAAAGGCAUAUGACUCCGUAAGCUGGAAUUUUCUUAGAUACUUCCUUCCAAAGACAAGGUUUGGAGAUUAA